ACCAAGAGGACCAUGCUGUCUCCGAGCCUUGCUCUCCUGGUGUUCAUCUUCACCGCCAAGUCAGGUGACGGAGCCCAAAUCAUUGGAGGGACCGAGGUGACCCCUCACUCCCUGCCCUACAUGGCUCUGGUCGAGAGUAGAGAUGAAAACGGAGCACAAAUGCUUUGUGGUGGGACCCUGAUCCACCUGAAAUGGGUCCUGACUGCUGCACACUGUUUCCGCCAAGUGAUGUCUGUGACUCUGGGCGUUCACUCUAGAGAAAAUGAAGGGCAGAGAAUCCACUUCCGACAGUUUAGACGAGUGACUCGCCAGGUGAUCCAUCCUGACUACGUUGAGAGUGCUCUUUUCAACGAUCUGAUGUUGCUGGAGUUGCUGUCACCUGUGGAGGAAACAGCCUAUGUGAAAUUAGCCAGGAUCAACACCUCACCAAAUUACCCCAAAGCUGGCAUCUGCUUGGUGGCCGGGUGGGGGCGCACUGGCUACGAUGAGGACUUUUCUGAUGUGCUCAUGGCCGCCAACGUAAAUUUGAUUGACUGGAAGACGUGCAACUCUGCAGACUAUUACAACGGAGCCCGGUGGAUCAACAAGGAUGUGAUUUGUGCCGGCUCCCAUGGAAGGAUACAGAUUGGUAUCGGAAAGGGCGACUCCGGUGGUCCUCUGGUGUGCGACAACAUGCUGGUUGGAGUCACUUCCUCCGUGUUUCCGUGCCUUCCCGCCGUGUUCAUGUUCCUUUCUCAGGACCGAGUCCAAUGGAUAAAAAAAACAAUUAAGUAAAACAUGCAGUUUUGCACGAGUUAGUUUUCAGCACCAUCCAAGUCUUUGUCGUGAAAAAUAAAACUUUUGAGCAUCAUUUGUGCUUCUUUUGCUAUCCAAUCACAUCUCCACGCAAACUGAAAAACUAAAACACAAGGUGAAAAGAAAGUGUCCAAAGUUAAACAGAGGCAUGGGGAUGAGAGGGACCGUGUCAGGUCUUCAGGAGAUUCAAGAUCUAAUGACCUGACUCAUUAGAUCUUUUUGUUGUAAUGAAAAGUUAUGCAGGGCUUUAACAACUUCACCUGAAACUGUCCACUUUGUAUCUUCUCCUGCAGCAUUUCCUGUUGGGGGUUGCCACAGCAAGUCAGCUUCCUCCACCUCAACCAACCUUGAUCUUCCUUCCUGUCCUUCUUCAUCACAGCCAUGAACCUCCACGGACUCAAGCCUUUGCCGCACCGUCAUGAUGUGACUCAUCAACUUGGAUUCUCUGACGCAAUGGCUGAAGUGCAUUAUAGGGAAGUAAAAACAAAAAUCAAACCUGUCAGCUUUGAGCAGAUCUG
Messenger RNA from Synchiropus splendidus (mandarinfish), 1313 nucleotides. RefSeq names its product mast cell protease 2-like. The record is from RefSeq and is a predicted model, not a curated record. Bases 13 to 774 code for a protein of 253 amino acids. Gene Ontology annotation, biological process: proteolysis. NCBI's taxonomy places the organism in Eukaryota, Metazoa, Chordata, Actinopteri, Syngnathiformes, Callionymidae. Gene Ontology annotation, molecular function: serine-type endopeptidase activity. The transcript has 6 exons.